UUACUAAUUUUAAACAGUCCAGGUUUGAUUCUAAAUUGUCCUGCUCACUUUCCAGUAUUAAAAACCAGCUUACAACAGAAGUUGUUACUUUGUUGUAAUGCGUUUUGGAUUUUGCUUUAGUAUAACUUGUUUGGUUAUAUAAAAACAUGCCACAGGGGAUGCUUCUGAGUUUGGCAAAGGGUUUAAUCAUGUCAGAUGUGCUUGAGAAAGUAAGAUUAUCCAGCUCUUACCUCAGUCACUUGUAACUGCUUUCUUCAGUGUAAAAGAUACCCUAAGGAAAAAAAACAAACACGUAAGGGUGGUGACAGGCCAAAUGAUCCAACAGUUUUGUUCACACCUCUGUUUUCUCUGCUCCUGCUCUCAUUCAGUGGUGGGUAGACAUUCAUUGUGGAUCUGACACGUAUAGUCCAGUCAUUGAUUGUCACAUAAUUUGGUAGCGCCAGACUAAUAACUUACCUCUGCAGGGAACCCUUUUUUAAGAGAGAGAAACAGGACUGACUGACUUCCACUCCUCUUAAGGGGGAUUCUGUCACCGUCUUCAGAAGAGUGGAUUUCAUUAGAUCAAUUUCCUUUACACGCCGCACAAGCUGCACUAAAAAGGCAUUUCUCUACUGGAAUAAGAAUAUCUACAUUCAGAUUUUGUACUGAUAUGAAAUACACGUGUUUUAUGCCUUAGAUCACAAUGGGAAACUGUGAUCUCUUAGUGUAAAUGAGAUCCCGUUUUAUGGUGUGACAGAAUUUAGGAAUGUGAAGAGAUUAGGCGGGAGGUGUUUCUAGUGCCUGAAACUGGAAUCUCAGAGGUCUGCAUUCUAUUUCUGGGUUUGCUACAGUUUUGUUACAUGUCUGUAGGAAAACCAUUUGCAUCAGAUAAACAAUAGUUUGCCACCUUGUGACAUUUGGGAUGUGUAAAGGGGAGCUGGCUGCAGGAGUAAAAGGUGAAGUAUCAUAUACCGCACUGUGGGGUAUCGUGAAAACAGGGUAAGGAAGAUGAAUUCUGUAUUGAAAUGCUCACUGGUAGGAAUCCUAGAGGAAAGAGACUGGUAUGGAAGAGAUGGUCCCAACAUAGGGUGGUUGCAGAACAGAUAUGGCACGUUCCGUGAAAGAACACAGAAGGUUAUCUCUGCAGAGCUUGCCUCAGAACUCUUAAAAGUUCUGGUCUGAUCCAAAAAUCACUGUAGCAGAUUCCCCCGUCCUGGUUUUAAUGAAUUCUGGUGCAGACCCAAAGUGAUUGGGAUGGUUCUGACUCAUUGCAUUGCGAUAUUGUUUGGGCACGUGCCCCAGAAGCGAUAGCAUAAAGAGUGUCUUAGAAAAGCAGGUUGGCUGUCGCUAUUUCCUCGGGUCAUGAAUGCACAGCUUCUCUGUCUGAAUGUGUAAGCGAUGAAUGACCAUCUCUAAUUCAGCCUGCUUUCACUGACCAGCAUGAGGAAAUCACUGACCAGAGGAAAAAAUUAAGGCUCUCAUUCCUCCUUUGAUACACUUGUGCUCUGUACUUGCAAGUGGAGUCUGACAAAAAUGUUGUAUUUUAAACCUUUGAACGUGAAACCACCUUAGUUUCCUAAGAUCGGUACAUAAUAGCUGGGGAGGGUUAUGCUUAUGCUUGUGAAUGGUGGUUUUAUUUCAGAUUAAUUUUAAGUGUGUGAAGGUGAUCUUUCAUUAUCUCAUCGCCUUUAUGCUGUGUAUUUGCUAAUGACAAUUGUCUUGGAUCAUUAAGUGUGGGAUCUAUUUUGGGCAUCUAACUGUGACUUGGGUGAAAGCCAGCGAGAGAUGCCUGCAGAAGUAAUGAGAAUGGAAGGCAGUGUCAGAUGGUGCAGAGUGAUAGACAUGGGGAACGCCAGCACAUCGGGGAUACGACUGGAGGGGCUGAACACUUCGGAACAGUUUUGUGUUCAGACUUCAGAAACGGGGCUCUAGGCUGACCUGGGUGCUUUAACGGUUCCUUGGUGUUGAGAGUGAGCUUGCUGGUGUUUGAUCUUUGCAGAACAAGGGUGUGAAUUAAAAGAUCAGCAAAAGGGGUGAGAUUUUUCUGGUUAUUUUUGAGGUAACAUUGCAUGGAUUUAUGCAUCUGCAGAGAUAGGUAUGUUCUUUGGAGGAUGCUGGGAAAUGAGUAAACUUGUCAAUCAAACAUAAAGUGAUGGUUCCCAGAGGCAUCUUGGGUGGGUUCCCCAUCCUCAAAGCAGUGUUUGUAACUUGCUCUUCUGAAUGACAGACUCUCUCUCUCAGAACAAUGGUUUUCUUUUAGGUGUGUUUGCAUUAAUGGUUUUUGUAGCUACGUACCUUGGAUUCUGAUGAAGGGAGUAGUCAGCUUGAGGGAUUUGUAGUCUUUGGGCGAGUCUCAGCAGUGUCUCCUGAGAUGUGAGCAUUUUCUCAUACUUGACUCUUGCCUCCACUCAGAACUUAAUCUUGCAAUUCAGGAUGAGCACAAGGUUUGGGGGUUUUAGCAAGGCUUGGCUUUGUCCUUUGUUUGCUUUUUCUGAAGUUUGUGGGUGUUGAACUAGGUCUUGCACCAACACUUCAAAAGAUCCUGCUCUGGACAAUUCCGAGCAGCAUUAUGUAAACUUACUAUGGAGCCAAUAGCUCAGAAAUGUCCUCGUUAUUGUAAAUGCUACUAAAGCAGUCAUUGUAGUUUCAAGCCUUGAGCAGUAUUGGUCAAUGAGCUUUCUCUGAGAUUACGAAAGGUUGAUUGAGGAAUACAAUAAUUUGCUUACAAAGCAGAAUUUGAGUUGUUUGUUUUCAUUGGGAGGGAAAAGAGACGUUUUCAUCCCAGGCAUGAACAUGGCUUUGGGAAGGGAAUUAGUGACCAAAGUACUAGAAUGGGUCACCUGGCUUCAUCUUGAAAAACAGUAAAAAUAUAGGCAAAGUAAGGAACAGCCAGAAAACGCCUGAGAAAGUAUGGGGAUGGAAAAUGGAAGCAAAAAAACCCAACCCACUGUAAUGCAUCUAGUGGAGGCUCACCAACACGAGGGUGGAUUUCCAGAGGAUGUUUAAUGGUGCUGUGCUUAUUCUGGCUGUCAGUGUCACUGCCUGUGGGGUUUCUGUCCUUUGCCGUAGGUGGCUGGGUGAGGGAGGUCAUUGCUAGAGCAUGGUUAUACUGGGAGGUGUGGGAGGCAGACCUGUUCCUGGUGCAGGGUUUUGAGGCAGGUUUGAACAGCUUUGUUAAUGCCAAUGCAUAGUCCUCAUGGAGCCCUUAGGAGAGCCACCACAGCUGUGGUGGAGACCACCAGCAAGGCUGCUACGGGGAGCAUGAAAGCUGCUGCUAGGAAUACCUUGCACUUCCCUCUCCUCCACGAGGUGCCUGCAGGUGUCUGUUGUGCAGUGGAGACGGUAACACCUGAAAUAUGACAGAAAUGGAUGUGUUUUGGGCCUGUGACAGAUGCGUGUCAGUCAUGGCACGUGAAAUAUGCAGGCUGUCCCAUGAGGCGUGCAGUUAUGCGUCCUUCAAAAAGGAGAGGAUGCAGUUUUGAUGUAUAGCUGAAAUACUUCCCAUUAUCUGGUAAGAGUGAAGCUGUGGGUCCCUUGGGGAGAGAGAGUGGAGCUUGCCCGGAUAAUGCCGGUGCCUGGUAUCUUCUCCUUCCUCCAUCCUGGACGAAGAGCAUGGAGGGGAGCACGCCGCAGGCUGGCCGUGGGCUGAGGCUCCCCACCUAACGAGUAUGGUGUGAAAGGGAAAGGAGUGGAGGGGAGCGAGCGGUCACAAAGUCACCCUGGAUCUCCUUUUGCUUUGGAGAUGGCAAUUGGAAAGGGCGCACUGCAUGCAGGUGUGCAGGUAUGGUGGGAGCCGUCACGGAAUUACACAGAGUUGUUCGCAGGAGCAUGGAAGCAGGUACUGCUGCCCGGCUCGCGUGUUCUGUAACUGGUGCCAAGCGCCGGACACAGGGACGGCCGAUUUUGUUGAUAACCCUUGUUGUUACUGGGUUUUGAAAGAGUGACUGUUAUUCCCCAACUGGUAUCAGUGUACAUGUUGAUGCAGUAGCCCUUCUGCUUGAAACAAAGCAAUCGGCAAUAGAAGGAGCAUAUCUGGAAGGGGAUUGCAUUGAUACUUGGCAUGCCUCCCAUGUGUUAGAAGCCCAUGGUUUAUAAAAAGGAAGGUGGAAAACAAAGCAGCCGUUUUUUUUUCUGAGUUGCGAUAUCUUUGUGCAUCAAUGAAAAGUCCAAGUAUGGCUUUGUUCAAGCAACAGAAGGUGGAGGAUGUUUACGAAAUCGGGGAAGAGCUGGGAAGUGGCCAGUUUGCUAUAGUGAAGAAAUGUCGAGAAAAAAGCACCGGUGUGGAGUAUGCUGCUAAGUUCAUUAAAAAACGUCAGAGCCGGGCCAGCCGUCGAGGGGUGAGACGCGAGGAAAUCGAACGGGAGGUUACUAUUCUGCAGCAGAUCCUGCAUGCCAAUAUCAUCAAGCUGCACGACAUAUAUGAGAACAAGACAGAUGUGGUCCUCAUCCUUGAGCUGGUUUCUGGAGGAGAACUUUUUGACUUCCUAGCACAGAAGGAGUCUUUGAGUGAGGAGGAAGCAACCAGAUUCAUCAAGCAGAUUUUGGAUGGUGUGAAUUACCUUCACUCUAAGAAAAUUGCUCACUUUGAUUUAAAGCCUGAAAACAUUAUGCUUCUAGACAAAAAUAUCCCUAUUCCACACAUCAAACUCAUUGACUUUGGCCUAGCUCACAAAAUAGAAGAUGGGGUUGAAUUUAAAAACAUUUUUGGAACUCCAGAAUUUGUAGCUCCAGAGAUAGUAAACUAUGAACCGCUCGGACUAGCUGCAGAUAUGUGGAGCAUAGGAGUCAUCACCUACAUACUGCUUAGUGGUGCAUCACCUUUCCUUGGAGAAACUAAACAAGAAACGCUUGCCAACAUCACAGCUGUGAAUUAUGAAUUCGAUGAAGAAUUUUUCAGCAAUACCAGUGACCUGGCAAAAGAUUUUAUUCGGAAACUCCUGGUGAAAGAUACACGGAAACGGCUUACAAUUCAGGAAGCUCUGUCUCAUCCGUGGAUCACGCUGAAAGAAGAAACAAAAGUCCAAGAAAACAAGAAGGCUGAGAACACACAGCUGAAGACAAAACGCCUGAGAGAGUACACCAUAAAGUGCCACUCGAGUAUGCCUCCCAAUAACACCUACAUCAACUUCGAGCGCUUUGCCCGGGUAGUAGAAGACAUUUCACUCACGGAACGGGGUUUCAGCACUUUGGCUGCAACCCACGAUUCCCUGCAGGAGGACAUCGAUGCUCUGGUUUCCAUUUAUAAUGAGAAAGAAGCCUGGUAUAAAGAAGAGAAUGAAAGUGUGAGGCACAAGCUGUCUCAGCUGAAGUAUGAAUACCGUAAAAUUGAAUCCCUGAAAAGACACCUACAGGAUGAUAUCAAGACUGUAGGUGCUGGUCUUACGGGCAUAACCAGGAAAUAUGCUGAUCUGCAGAGUCAGUAUGAAUCUCUCAGUCAGGAACUUUCUGAGGAACUCAAGUGGAUACAGGACUUAAUGAGUAGUUUUCAGCUGCAAAAUGAAGCCUAUGUGAAUGGGAACUUUGACUCUGUUUUCAACAAAGAUAUUAAUGAAUCACUAAUGGAGCUGUUAAAUAGAUCUCGCUGUGAAGAAUUCCUUGCAGGGUUGAAUCUUGAUAUAGCAGAAUCAAAUCAGUGAUGUAGAUCAGGUUAGGUGCGGAGUUUGCUGCCUGUUUCAGUGCACAUCAUUUUUAAAAGCUUUUGGUGCAUACAUUCUACACAAAAACAUCACCUACAAUGAAAAUUGAAAUUCUGAUGUAUUGCACGAGAUUCUGACCAAACCCUAAGCUCCUGGUGGUUUGUAGUGCUGAAGGCUUUUUUCCCUCAUGUUUGGUGUCUGAACUUGCAGGAACUAGAUUAUCACAGUGGUGUGGACACAUCUAACCCUGCAGCCCUUUGCGUUGCCUAUAUCAUACUUCUUCAUGUAGUACAAUUCCUGAAGAUUGCUAAGUAAUUAACUUGGAAUAAAGGGUAGGUCACUCUGUCCUUACUAGAAGCUGGAUGCCUGGAAACUAAUAAAUGUCUUGUGGAAAAUCUUUGGUGGGAUGAAGGAAACAGUCAUGUAGACCUGCUGCAGGCAGUUCUGUAAGCCAUAGGAGAGAAGUAUUUGCAAAAGUUAAAUCUGUCCUGUAAAACAAAGUAAAUGGUGCAGUAACGUAACAUUUAGCUAGUGUUGUGAAAAUUCUCUGUGAAAUGGCUGCCGAUCAAGAAAAGUGACGAUUAAUUUUUAGGCCUGUUAUGCAGGGUGAAAUCUUUUACCAUCAAGAUGUUAGCUGAAUUUCAAACUAACGGAUUAAUCAACAGCUAAGUUUCCUGUACCAAAGAAACCCUAUUCAAAAGACAGUUGGGAGCUUGUAAUGAACUGAUCAAAUAAGCAUGUAUGUAAUUUUACAGUGCAAAUGUUAAUUUGUGAGUGGUGAGUGAUAACGUAGACCUCUCCUUUGCUUCCUACAUUAAAGAGGAUGACAAAGCUACAACUAAUUUAAUCUGUGGUGUGGGAUUUGAGGCUAGUGUUCUCGGUGUGAAGAUUUUUUCUUAAGUUUUAGAAAGUAAAAGACAAGUUGUCCCAAAUUUGAAUCAUGCCCUGCAGUCUUGUAUUUCAAAGAAGUAAUUUGACUAUACUGUUUUAAUACGCACAGAUGUACCCAUCUCUUUUUUGGACACAAUAAAUAUUUAUGCAGUGCACAGUU
Molecule: messenger RNA, 6666 nt
Organism: Falco peregrinus (peregrine falcon)
Lineage: Eukaryota; Metazoa; Chordata; Aves; Falconiformes; Falconidae
Gene: DAPK2
Product: death associated protein kinase 2
Exons: 11
Coding region: 4137-5615 (492 amino acids)
Biological process (GO): protein phosphorylation; positive regulation of apoptotic process; intracellular signal transduction
Cellular component (GO): nucleus; cytoplasm
Molecular function (GO): protein serine/threonine kinase activity; ATP binding
Source: RefSeq, a predicted model, not a curated record